Mizuhopecten yessoensis (Yesso scallop) is the source of this 4445-nucleotide messenger RNA. Its product is annotated as golgin subfamily A member 6-like protein 6. The record is from RefSeq and is a predicted model, not a curated record. NCBI's taxonomy places the organism in Eukaryota, Metazoa, Mollusca, Bivalvia, Pectinida, Pectinidae. The transcript is spliced from 6 exons. The coding region runs from base 96 to 1811 and encodes 571 amino acids.
AGCGAAAGAAAAUGGUGGCCGUUUCGUUGUAGGGCUACAACAAUUAUAACGAUUGUUCACUUUGGAAGUAUUACGAGAAAUAAAUCAAAGGAGAAAUGGAAGCAGCUGGAUACUUUGAACCACUCAAACUUUUCAUCAGUUUGGAAGAGCUUUUACGUGUGGAGUGCAUUCAAACAUUUGAUGAACUUCUAGAAUUCUGUAGAUGUGAAGAAAAAGUUGAUAUAGUGAUACUGAUGCAGCAGUUGCUUUUCAAUGUUCAUUUGGAUCAAUACAGCAGCACAGGAGUAGAAAUCGUAGAUUUCUGGAGGGCCCUGGAGUUGUUACGAUUACAGCACGCAUUUGUUCCAAAUGGUGUAUUAAUUUACAAUAAGUUAUAUUUCCAAAAUCCCUCUGACCAAGCUCAGGAUUGGAUCAGUCAGGAAAUGGUGAAGCCACAUGUAAGAAUGAUGAAGGAGAAGCUGAAAUUCACAGAUGUGCAGAUCAUAAAUGGUCUAAGAAUCCUUCGUGAAAGAGAUGAGGAGAUCACGUUUAUUUGUCUGCUGAACACCUUGGUCCCUACAGAGAAUGCUGUUUUGAAUGUGUACGUCGGAAUGGGGAAAUAUGCCUUCUCCGCAGAUAUCAGACUUGUCCUCCGCAACUGCUAUGAUAUCUAUCACGGUGAGCCGACCCAAGAACAGUUUGAGCUAGAAUGGAACCGGAUCAAAGGUACUGGCAUAGAGCACUUAAUGGAACAGGUAGAGAUAGAGAAGACUAGAGCUGACAGGACAGAAACUGAGGCCCUGAAUAGGGAAGCAGUGCUUCAGGAGGAGAUGAGGAGGACAGAAACUGAGGCCCUGAAUAGGGAGGCAGUGCUUCAGGAGGAGAUGAGGAGGGCAGAGGAGGAGAAACUGGAGGCUUUAAACAGGGAGACAACACUUCAGGAGGAGAAGAAGAGGGCAGAGGAGGAGAAGAAGAGGGCAGAGGAGGAGAAGAAGAGGGCAGAGGAGGAGAUGAUUGAGGCCUUGAACAGGGAGACAACACUUAAGGUGAAGAAGAGGAGGGCAGAGGAGGAGAAGAGGAGGGCAGAGGAGGAGAAGAGGACGGCAGAGGAGGAGAAGAUGGAGACAUUGAACAGGGAGACAAAACUUAAGGAGGAGAAGAGGAGGGCGGAGGAGGAGAAGAGGAGGGCAGAGGAGGAGAAGAGGAGGGCAGAGGAGGAGAAGAGGAGGGCAGAGGAGGAGAAACUGGAGGCAUUGAACAGGGAGACAAAGCUUAAGGAGGAGAAGAGGAGGGCAGAGGAGGAGAAGAGGAGGGCAGAGGAGGAGAAACUGGAGGCUUUGAACAGGGAGACAAAGCUUCAGAAGGAGAAGAGGAGGGCAGAGGAGGAGAAACAGGAGGCAUUGAACAGAGAGACAAAGCUUCAGAAGGAGAAGAGGAGGGCAGAGGAGGAGAAGAGGAGGGCAGAGGAGGAGAAGAGGAGGGCAGAGGAGGAGAAACAGGAGGCUUUGAACAGGGAGACAAAGCUUCAGAAGGAGAAGAAAAGGGUGGAGAAGGAGAAACUUCAGGCCAUGAGGGAUUUCAACGAUGCCAUUGAAGUCAGGAAUGAGGCUAUUGAUGAAAUCAUACAAGUCCUCAACAGGGAAGAAGUGCUAAAGAAGGAGAAGGAGGCAGAGUGGGAGAAAGCUGAAGCAGAGAGGGUGAAAGCUGAAGCAGAGAGGUUCAGAGCUGAAAUGUUAGAAAAGGAGCUGGCAAAAAUGACAGCACUUUUUGAGAAGGAGAAGAAACAGCUUUUAUUACAGAUGCAACAAAUGGCUGGAUUAGUGCGAGCGUGAUCUACUUCUGGUGUGAGAGAUUGGUAUGGUUGUUGUUCCUUUAGGGUCUGGGUUGAUUUUACUGUACUGUGUAUCAAGUGACUGGGUACGAGUGUCGGUAAACUACUCGUCUUGUAUUGUUGGGAGUUGUUUGAGAGGGAGUUGUUUUAGAAGGACUUAUUUGAGAGGGAGCGUGAGAAAGUUUUACACGAGGAAGUGUGCUCAUCAAUUCAUUGGUUAUAAAUGUGAUAAGAAUGAUAGCCAGUAUGUCUGUGAUUCUCAUUAAAUAUUGUUUCAUGAUGCAAUUUUCAUCUAUACAAUUUGGUGUACAACUUUCUGAAAUGUAUAUACAUCUUAAAGUAUGACAGCUAAUAUUGAAAAUAAUGACAUUCUAUUUAUAUUUAAAAUGCUUUUUUGUGUUUAAGAAGUGAAAUUACUUUUUCAGUCAAGGGAUUUGCAACUAAAACUCUUUUGGAUUGAUUAAUCUUAAUUUGAAUAUUCAAGUUUUUUGUUGUUUUGGAUAUAAUGGAGACAAAUUUAAGUUUUGAAAGUGACAAUUACUUGUGGUAAAAGUGAAAUAUUAUAUUCUAUUCUGAAGUGGUCUAGAUCUUAAACAAACAACGAAUGUCUUUAUUGUCUUAUUUAUAACUUGUACUCAUCUUAUGGCAGCAGUUCUGAUCUGUAAAAGGAGAGGACAACUCAUGCGUUUAGGUACAAGUAUAACUUUAAUAGUGCUUAUCUUGUUUACAUGUUUGUUUGUUUGUAAAUUUGUAUUGAAAACAUGAUGUUAAAAUUAUUUUUGACUUGAUAUGAUAAUUGCCUACUAUUUAGUUUGAAUACUGUGAAAUCAUUAAUUUUUCUGGGGGGGGGGGGGUAUUUUCAUCGAUUUUGUAGGUGAUUACACAUUAGAUAUAAAGCAAUUUUCAGUUUGAGAAGGUACUCGUAAUCCACAAAUUCAUGUACCCACGAAAUUGUGUAUUGUUGGAAAACCACAAAAUGUGUGCCCCACAAAAAUGUCUGAUUACACAGUAUAUUUCUGAUAUUAUUGGUGGCCUCCAUUGUCUGUGACCACAAAUCAUGUAGUGCUAUAUUGUUAGAAUACUUGAUGUGUUAUUAUUGAAUGUAUAAUGUUAAUCAACAUGUUUACACUGAACAAGCCAGUACGUGGUAUUGACAUAUGGUACAGUGUAGUUUAAUAUAAACUUGUUUUCAAAACUCCCGAUAUUAAUUUACAAAACUUUUAAAAACAAAGAAUUGUUAGUGUCUCUUCAGGACUUUUGUUUAUGUUUUGUUUAUGUCUUCUGAGAUCUAUGUAUAAGUUUGCUUUUUUACUACAAUAAUGGGUACUGUCAUUUGAAACAUUUAUGUCCUUUUAAAAAAAGAUUUCCCACUGUGUAUUUCACCCUCCUGUUCUUCUUCUUUUAGAAAUAUGUUUGCUCUGUAAAGAGCAUAUAACAUAUGAAAAAAGAAUUGAAAAUUAUUUAAAUUGCAAAUUCAUCUCUUUACUACCUGCUUGACUCUAUCAGUUUUCUCUGCAUGAAGAAUUCACAAUUGUAUAUGUGAAUUGUUCAGUCUUGCUCUGCAUGAGGAUUUCACAAUUGCAAGUGUGAACCAUUCUGUCUUACUCUGCAUGAUGUAUAACAUGUACCGGUUUCUGCUUUGAUGAUACUUUAGUAGUUGAUACAAUAAGAUCUGUUGAAGACACAAGGACAUCAUCCACAAUAAUAUAUCAAAUGUCACACAGAGACACAAUCAUUUGAACUGUACAUCCUUCAUCUGUCCUCAAUAUACUAAGGCAGCUAUUAGCUGUACAUCUUGUUAUUGUACGGCAUCAUUUAGCUAUUGAGUUCAUUAAAUGUACAGGCAGCCAAACCAGAAUUUGAAAAAUACAUCUAAUUUAAGGAGAGGUGCUAUUUUAAAUAAGGACCUUAGCUGGUUGUUUGAUGUUGUUUUGACGUAGUAGAAUCAUUCUGGAGUGACCUCUGUUAGUUACCUGUAUUAGUGUAUCAGUGAUCGAGUUCAAAAGACAGGAUUUAAGGACAGAUGCUAUUUUGAUGAAUAAAGACCUUAGUUGGUUGUUUGAUGUUUUGAUAUAAUAAAAUCACUGUGGAGUGAUCUCGAGAUCUGUUAGUUACCAGUACUUGGUUGUAACUUAGUACAUGUUUAUAUUGUAAACAUGGUUUUCUUCUCUACAUUUUAAAUGAAAAGUAUUUAUAGCGAUGAAACUUUUUAUGCAAGUAAUUGAAUGAAAAAAAUAAUAGAUUUUUCUUAUAUUUUACAAGAUCUUUUUACACAUAAAAUGAUUUUUAGCUGGUCUAGAUUUGUAAUGAUUUUUAUUGGCAGACAGUACCAAAAGUUCAUGUAAUGUACAUGUGUUCCAUUUUAACAAGAGAAUAUAACUUUUAAUUGUAAAUUUGAUUAAAUUUAUUUCAAAGGAUCUUUUAAGAAUAUAUAAUUGAAUACAGAUGUUUUUCAUCAUUGUAUUUAUUAGCUCUUGUACUGUUUAUAUUUCUCUGUUUUUUCUUCUCUUGUUUGUUUCGUGCACAUGUUUUUCUCCUUCAGACUAAUUUGUGUCUUAUUUCUUACAAAGUGCUCUUCUGUGUAUUGACUGCAAUAUUGCAUAUUAAUUAUAUGUACCCUAACUUUAUAUAUUAC